AGGACAUCUUACACCAUGGAUGGAUUCUGCCUUCUCUAUCUGCUCCUGAUCCUCUUGAUGAGAUCUGGUGACGUUGAAACCAAUCCAGGUCCUAACACUGCAGUAAGUAAUGUCAGUGACAUGGAGUUCCUGCAGCUGGCCCAUGAUAUCCAACCAUCUUACUAUGAGGCUGUAGGGAUAUCCCUAGGGUUCUCUUAUGCUCAGCUAGAGAAUAUCCUGAUUCAGAAGUGGAAUAACUAUACCAAUGCAUUUUUGCGGGUAUUCAUGGAAUGGAAUGUCAUGCAGCAACCUCCACACUCAAACAAACGGCAGCUUUUGGCAGACAAACUACGAGAGAUUGACUUGGGUGGCUUAUCAGACAGAUUACUCAAUGAACCAAACAGCACAGGAGGGCCAUCAAGACUGCUCGAAUCACAGACCAAACCUCCUUCUGCUGGAUCUCGGACCAAACCACUUUCUCCUGAACUGGUUGAGCGGUGUGCAAAUGAUUUCAAGUUCAAGUACAGGUCAACUGUCUGUAAGAUCAGAGCUGAUCCUCUCAAUCCUGCUUCCACUGUGCAGUUUCAAGACAUGUAUACUAAUCUCAUCUUACUAGAAGAACAUAGGACAGAGAAACGAAUACUAGAUUACAAUGAUAUCCUUGAUCUCAAAGUCAAUGGAGAGUUCCCCAAGCGGAUCAUGGUUCAGGGAGAGGCAGGGGCUGGAAAAACUACAUUUUGUGCUAAGAUUGCCUGGGACUGGAUUGAAGGGAGGCAUUUUAGUCACUUUGUGUGGGUCUUGAUUGUUCCUCUACGUGAAUUUAAGCAACAUACUAUUGGCAAGAUUGUGAAGUCUUAUCUGGCCAAAAACAAUCCAGCAACGGUUUCUCAGAUUAGUGACUAUAUUCAGUCAAAUCCUGAUAAGGUAUUCAUUGCAUUUGAUGGGCUAGACGAAGUCAGUGGCGAAAUCAUGAAGCCAAAAUCCUGCAAAUCACAGUCUACUGAUCAAAUACAACUUAGGCCAUCACAGCCAAGUGUCGACUCUUCAGAGGCAUGUGAAAGCUCAUCUGAGACUGGUGAUAUUAGACUUGUAGAUAUUCUUUGUUCAGAUCAACUUGCCUCUUGCCCAGUCUUGGUUACCACUCGCCCUUGGAGGGCAGUAGAGAUUAGAUCAGAUGGUGAUCUGAUGAAGCUCUACACAUUCAUUCAUGUUGAGGGUUUCAACAGAGAGAAUUUGUCAGUUUACAUUCACAAAUACUUUCCAAUGAAUGAGGAUAAAGCAAAUCAGCUUAUCCAGUUCACCCAUGAGAAUGAUGUCAUAUCUAAAAACAUGGCCCACUAUCCUAUAUAUGUAGCCAUGUUGUGUCUUAUGUGGAAAGAACUUGGUGAGCAAAAACUAAAGGAAAUGAAAUCACUGAAAACUUUUUCUCAAAUAUUAAAAACAAUGAUUGCCUUUCUAAAAGAACAUUAUGCUCAGAAAGAGGUGAAGAAAGUAGGCAGCCCCUCACUUCUUGCCUCUUUGAAAAAAAUUGAUGAGCUCCUUGGACCAAUUGCCAAACAGGCCCUCAACGGUUUGCUAGAAAAUACCUUGGUUUUUGGUGAAGAUGAUUUCGAAAUAUGCCCAGAAUCCAAGGACACUGCCUGUAGGGUUGGGAUUUUGUCUCAGGAGGACAGAAUUACCACUAGCAUGGACAUACAUCAGGGAAAUUCUUAUGUGCAAUUGCCAGUCUUUUUCCCUCACAAACUGUUUCAGGAGUACAUGGCUGGAAUCCAUCUUGCUUCCCUGUAUGAAUCGGAUCGUAAUGAAUUCAACAGGCUGAUUGAGCAAGUAGUGCUGCCAAGGAAGGGGGAGUUUAGGUAUCUACUGUACUUCACUGUGUCACAGAACAAAAGUAUUGCAACCCAUGUAAUGAAGUCUAUGCUUCAGGGAGUAAACAGGGAUUCAUUGGCCAUAUGUAAAGAGUUACCUUUCAUUGUUGAUGUAGCCUUUGAGAGUCAGGACCCAGAUGUAGCAGCCUUGGUGAAGGACAGGGUGCAGUCAUCAGAGGAGAUUGUGCUGAUCAUUUUCACAGACACGACAGCACACACUGUAGCUGGUUAUGCAUUCAUUCAAGUUGGACCACAUGUGGUACAGACUCUCAAGCUUCAUAAAAACCAGUGUCCCACACCAACCUCAGCACAGCACCUAGCAGAAGCACUGUGUUCUAUGCCAAACCUGACUUACCUGGAGCUCAUUGGAGAGGCAUUCACUGAGGAGUUCUUCUCUACAUUGAAAGCAAAGGCAUCAUCCAUACAGGUCCAGACUCUCAAGCUUGAUGAUCUCCAGUUUCCCAAACCAGCCUCAUCACAUCACCUAGUAGAAGCACUGUCUUCUAUGCCAAACCUGACUGACCUUACACUCGUUGGAGAGGCAUUCACUGAGGAGUUCUACUCUGCAUUGAAAGCAAAGGCCUCAUCCAUACAGGGUUGUUUUCCUCAGAUCAGGAAGGGAAACUUCAGGUUCAAUGGAGUUGCUCAACAUGACUUGAACUCAUUUCUUCACAUCCUCACAUGUUUGCAAAGCUCAAAAGACUCAGACAACUCAACUGACUUGGGCAACUCAAACGACUCAGACAACUCAGCUGACUUGGGCAGCUCAAACAACUCAGACAACUCAGCUGACUUGGGCAGCUCAAACGACUCAGACAACACAGCUGACUUGGGCAGCUCAAACAACUCAGACAACUCAGCUGACUUGGGCAGCUCAAACGACUCAGACAACUCAGCUGAUGCCAACACCAAUGUUACCCCAGACACCCUACCAAGGGGGUUAGGUGCUAAUAUCCCAGUCUUGCAAGAGUCUCAGGACAAUGUCAUUGUGGGGCAACCUGUACAACAGCCACGUACAUUGAGGAAUCAGUCUGGUUUUCUGCCAGUCUAUUCAGAGAAUAAUGCACUACCGAGGAAUCCUGAGCCUAGUCAGCCCCAAUGUAUGCCUUCCAAUCUCCAAUCAGGCAUGUCUGCUGGGUACCACACCCCUGCUCCAAUUGAGCCAUUCAGUGGUUAUUGUUGCAGUCCUGAGUAUAGAGAGGCUUACUACAAUCCUACCUACCAUGCCACUAUGUCAAGUUCUGCUCCGUCUCCUAACCCUCCAGUCUCGAGGCAUGAUCAACCUACCAUGUUCGCAGGGUACCUUUCACAAACACAGUAUCAACCACCGGUUCAUGGGAACACGGGUAGACCAGGUUCUUUCAGUCAGUACAAGCAGUACUGGUAG
Molecule: messenger RNA, 3234 nt
Organism: Strongylocentrotus purpuratus (purple sea urchin)
Lineage: Eukaryota; Metazoa; Echinodermata; Echinoidea; Camarodonta; Strongylocentrotidae
Product: NACHT, LRR and PYD domains-containing protein 12-like
Exons: 8
Coding region: 16-3234 (1072 amino acids)
Source: RefSeq, a predicted model, not a curated record